This is a messenger RNA of Octopus bimaculoides (California two-spot octopus), 2928 nucleotides long. RefSeq names its product protein rolling stone. NCBI's taxonomy places the organism in Eukaryota, Metazoa, Mollusca, Cephalopoda, Octopoda, Octopodidae. The record is from RefSeq and is a predicted model, not a curated record. Gene Ontology annotation, cellular component: membrane.
UCCAAGUGACUGUCAGACAGUAUUUUUACCCCACAAUACAGUGUGCUACUGCAUAACACGUUCGCAUAUGCUCACACACAUACACAUAAACACACACACACACAUGCACACACAUGCUUACACACACACACAAACACUGUUUGCAUGUAAAAGCUAAUUAGUUUGUCAGAAGCUUACAUACAUACACACAGACACGAACACAAACGCCAAGACAAGCAACAGGCAUAUUUAAGCACGCAUAGAAACAUACAAACGUUUCACAUACUCGAGCUGCCUGUGGAUUAUGAAGUCGUGCCUACGGCGUGAAUUUUCUACACAGAAUAUUUGGUUUUCCUAUCCGAAGGCUGAGGCGUUUUACUUACCACAGUGGAAAUGGUCUCGCAUCGUAUUUGCAAUGUACCGCGUCAGCCUGGCGUUUUACACAAUGGCCUGUCUGCUGGAUUACGUCAUCGUGAUGUCGCAUGGCAGUUCACCAGUCAGUCACAAUAUCAUGGCUUACAUGACAACCUGGACCUACUCACUCCUUGUAUUACACUUUAACAUGGCAGCCGUGAUAACACUGUUCUGUAUGUGGAAGGAGAAGCGGGGUACAAACAGAGUAAUCGACACGGUCAAACCCACCAGCAUUCGUCGACUGACCCUACCGAGUGGACUCUACGACCAAAAGUCAAUCAAUCCGGAUAUAUAUUUUCAUGGUAAGUCGGAACUGGAAGCAGGUUUUCAGGUGGAUAUAAAAGCGAAUUUCAGUGUGGAAGCUGAUCGAAGUACGUGGUACAUGAAACUAUCAUGGCUUGUCUUUAGCGUUGUAUUCAACUGGGCCAUCAUCGUCACACUUAUAUUCUUCGGUGCUAUCUAUCCUGGAUUUAUACAGAAUGAACCGUGUCCAGUAAUAUCGUUUGAAGACAUCAACAUCCAUGCCCUGAACACGGUGUUCGUAAUACUUGAGGUAAUUCUGUGCGCCUACCCCGUCCGUCUUUACCAUGUUCUUUAUUCCAUUUUUUACGGUAUGAUAUACUUAGUGUUCAAUAUAUGUUAUUGGUCCUCGGACCGCGAAAAUAAUAUAAUUUAUCCAGGAAUUUUGGACUGGAACUAUCCCUGGACGUCAUUAGUAAUGGCGCUACUGCUGGCGUUCGUGAUCACACCGUUUCUUCAGCUUGUGCAUUUUGUCCUCUAUCAUAUACGUUGCUUUUUGUUUCGAAAGAUUUAUGGUCAUGAAUAUAUAUACAGAAGACGGCCUUCUGCCUUGAAAAAGACAAUUUCAACAGACACAAAUGGAAACACCAAAGAUUUUGGUGUUUUACCGAGAGACGAUUCAACAGCGCCUAUGAUUUCCACAAUUAUACCGAUGGCUACUGAGCAUUUAACUCCUAUAAAAAUAGCCCUACCAAUACAGACGCUUUACAUUCCAGAAAUUUCCAGGAUUUAAUCCCUCACGCGUUGCAAACAAAGAAAACAAAUAUAAAAAUAUUUGCAAUAUUUUGUUUCGUCACUUUAUGUUCUGAAUUCAAAUCCCUCCGAAAUAAACUUUGCCUUUCAUCCUUCCAGAAUCGAUGAAAUAGAGCACCAGUAUAGUACUGGAAAUUGAUUUAACUAACUGUAUAUCCUUCCUACCAAAAUGUGUGGCCUUGAACCUAUCUUAGAAAUCAUCGUCCUCAUCAUCAUCAUCAUCAUCAUCAUCAUCAAUUAUUAUUAUUAUUAUUAUUAUUAUUAUUAUUAUUAUUAUUACUAUUAUUAUUGAGUAAUGCCAAAGAGAGAAUUUAAAUGCAGUUUUGAUACCAGGCGAAGCAUUCAACAUUUGAGAGCUAAAUCUCGUGACGCAAAAUCGCUGUUUGCUUUAUUUUUGAACUGAAUCGCUCUGAUACAAAUCACCACAAGCUUUUCUUUUCUUUUUAUUUUUAUUAAGCUUCUGAUGAGCAUAUUUAUUGUCUGGCAGAGGGGACAAGAGCUUUCGGAAAGCUUGACCUGAUCCAAUGUACAUAUGCAAACUAUUGUGAAGGCGUAUGGACUAGUAGUUUACGCGUUCGGCUCCCGUUCAUAAGGUCGUGGUUUCAAUUCUUGGAACGCGCGGCAUGUUGUCUCUUUAAGCAAAUCGCUUCAAUAUCACAUUACCCCAGACUUCUCAGCUGUCAUAAGCUCCAAUACAAUCCGGGAGCUGGUGCAGCCGCCUUUAUCUUCAGUUGUACCUUCCAUCGUGACUGUGUCGUUGGAUCAAGGCUAAAGAGAGUCUAAGAUCUGUCUACGUCUGCUCGCCGCUGUGUAGGUAUAUAAAAAGAAUUAGAGAAAGCACGGUACUUGUUACUAAGUGAUACUCGUUCGCGAGUGACUGUUGGCUAUAACAUACUGUACUGCGCUAUACAAAACUCUCACUGGUUCCAGGUUACACACUUUCGUUAAACCAGGCCUUAUUGAAACUCAGUAUAAUUAAUUUUGUAUUACUUUUGUUAUUUUCGGCGGGUUCUGUUGUAUAGAACGAAAUGCCUUAAAAUGGAUAGGCUAAAAGCUCAAGUCUCACUUGAAGUAACAGCAAAUAUAUCUAUCUGCGUGGGUGGAGAGGGUACACAAUAAAUUCGCUUGAUUUUGUCUUUCAACAUCCUAAUGUAUGUAAAUAUAUGUAAAUACAAAUGUAUAUAUGUAUAUAUAUGUAUACGUAUAUAUGUAUAUAAUACAUAUAAUAUAUGCGCAUGUAUGUGUAUGUGUAUGUGUAAUAAUUGAAAUGAGGAUAUGAGAAAUUCUGAUUGAUGUUACAAUCGUUUCAGUAAACGAACAAUUUUUUAUUCUAUUUUAUUUUAUGCGUAUUGGACUAUACCUUGGAUUUGCAAAGUAGUCCCUUUUAUAAUCUACUGGAAUUUAACUGAUGUUUAUUCCAGUUAACUGAACACUAUACUAACCAGGUUAUUUCACGAAAUGGUAUCGAGGUGAUAGCAUGGA